CUUCAUUCAGUUCGCAGUUGACGUUGGUCGUUAAUGGUUCGUCGGGACUACUUCUAGGCGUAUUUUGGGCUACCGUAGGGAGGCGUAGGUGGAUUUUCGGUGUGUUUAAUAUCGUUAUAGGCGAUAGGAUUUAUUUUUGACGUUUUUCGGGCAACUAAAAUGCAAGUGACUAAAUGGAUGGCAUUUAUCGUAAAGCCUUAGAUGAAGAAAUUGUUGCAAAAUUUGAACAGUGUGGGUUGUGAUAAGCGUAUUCUUCCAGAGUGACAAAUCGGAAAAAGUAGUCGUACUAACCAGUGCUCAACAAAUCAAGGAUACAGUUUUCCGGAAGUGCUUUAGAAAAAGUGUGGGUCCCUCACGAGAUGAUGUCCAGUGCGAUGGCCGGUGGGGAGCACCUUCUUCGGUCGCCGAUUCCUCCGACGGCAUCCCCCCAGGAAAGUGCAAUUUCCAAACCGCGAGCCGUUUACAGCAUCGAUCAAAUUCUGGGCAAUCAUCAUCACCAUCCACUUCAUUUGCCACAUCAACAUCACGGUUUGCACCAUUUCCGGACCGCAAACAACAACAAUAAUAGCAUCGGGAUGAAGAGCAAUGAUCAGGAUGCCAAUUCCUUGAAGCGGGAAGACUCGCCGGUGGAAUCGCAUGAAAAUGGCGUCGACGUGGACAACGACGAUGAGCUGCCGAUGAUGGGCGAUCUGGAUGGAAUGGACGGGGAUCCCAACGAUAUGGGACGGCCGAGGAAAAUUCGACGAUCUCGGACGACGUUCACCACCUUCCAAUUGCAUCAGUUGGAACGAGCCUUCGAAAAGACGCAAUAUCCGGAUGUUUUUACGCGUGAAGAACUGGCCAUGCGGUUGGAUUUGAGCGAGGCGAGAGUUCAGGUAUGGUUCCAAAACCGUCGUGCUAAGUGGCGCAAACGAGAAAAAGCCAUGGGUAGAGACACAUCUGCUUUUCUACACCACGAACAAGGACUACCUGAAUUCCCGCUGGGUCUGCCGCUGCCUCCGCAUUUGGCUCAUCCGGCUCUUCCUCCGGCCGAGUUUUGGUCUGCCAACUUUGGACUUCACCCGACCCUUCUCCCAGGAGCCGGUCAUCCCCUAAUACAUCCAAACAUGGUUCCCAACUAUAAAAUCCCUCACUUCCAUUCGCUCCUGACCCAAUACAUGGGCCUCAAUAGUUUGUUCGGGGCUGCGGCCUAUCCCCAGAACCUCUCCAUAAACACCCGCCUCAGUCCACCGAACAGCCCCAAGGAGAGCCCCACCGGAGGAAGCCAGUCGAGCAUCAUCAACAACAACAAUCAGAGCAACGAAAACUCCACCAGGGCUGCCAGCAACAUUAGCAGCAGCAGCAGCACCAGCUCCAACAGCUCUAGCUCUAGUAGCAACAGCAGCUCCAGCAAUCUCAGCGUCGGCAGCAAUAGCAUCAACACCAGCAAGGAAAGUGUGACGGAGAAGUAAAUUCCUGCCGUCAGACAGCUGCUUAGGCUAGGGCAAAUUGAGCUUUCCCACGAGAUGCAAUAUUUAUUGUUAAUUUAUUGAUAUAAUUAUUAGGUUCUUGGAAGGUGGAAAAAAGAGUAAAUUUAAUUAAUGGAAAAACGAAAUUAAAUGGCACAUUGGCAGAGGAAGUUGUUUCUCAUCCUUGAUGAAAGGUCUCUGCACAAAAAUAAACUAGUCAGCAAAGUACCAGUGCUGCCUAAGUUCACUCAAUUCCCCCCGACG
Messenger RNA from Uranotaenia lowii, 1712 nucleotides. It is a transcript of the gene hbn, whose product is annotated as retinal homeobox protein Rax. The record is from RefSeq and is a predicted model, not a curated record. Bases 360 to 1451 code for a protein of 363 amino acids. Lineage: Eukaryota; Metazoa; Arthropoda; Insecta; Diptera; Culicidae. Gene Ontology annotation, molecular function: DNA-binding transcription factor activity, RNA polymerase II-specific; RNA polymerase II transcription regulatory region sequence-specific DNA binding. The transcript is spliced from 5 exons. Gene Ontology annotation, biological process: regulation of transcription by RNA polymerase II.